CAGAUGCUGCGGCGGCGGCGGCGGCUGUCUCUCCUUCGGCCACAUCCCGCGGCCGGUGCGCCCGUCAGGCGCGCUGCGCUACGGCGGCGGCUGCCGCCGAGCAGCCUGCCCCAAGCCGCUGCCGCCGCCGCCGCAGCGGCCCCGCACCUCGCCCGAAGCGGCGGGGCGGUGGAUGCGGAGCCCGCCUCGCCCCGGCGGUCGGCGGGCAGUUGUCCUGCGGAGGAGCCCCCCCUCGGAGCCGGAGCAGCGGGCUCGCACGGACGUGGGGAGACGCGGGCACACACGCCCGCCCCGCGGCGGGGGGGGGGGGCGGCAAGCCGAAGAUGCUGCAGCUGGGCAAGGUCAGGACCUUGCGGUGAAGCCCGGGGCCGUCGCUCGCCCCCCCCCCCCCCCUUCAACCCUUGCCUAGCGGACUGAGGAUUUGCUGUUGGGUUUUGGUAUAUGUUUGGGAGAAAGGAGGCUGAAUCGGCGCCGAUCGAAACUAUGCCUGUUCCAGACCAGCCCUCGUCUUCUGACAAGACAAGUUCUCUUAGUCCAGUGUUGAACACAUCCAAUGGUGAUGGCUCUGAAACUGAGACAACUUCUGCCAUUCUAGCUUCAGUUAAAGAACAGGAACUGCAGUUCGAGAGACUGACUCGGGAACUUGAGGCUGAACGUCAGAUUGUAGCUAGCCAGCUGGAGAGAUGUAAGCUUGGAUCAGAAACUGGAAGCAUGAGCAGCAUUAGUUCAACAGAAGAGCAGUUUCACUGGCAAACACAAGAUGGUCAGAAGGAUAUAGAAGAUGAACUCACCACUGGUCUGGAGCUGGUGGACUCCUGUAUUAGAUCACUGCAGGAAUCAGGGAUACUCGACCCACAAGACUAUUCAGCCAGUGAAAGGCCCAGCCUCCUCUCCCAGAGCACGCUCCAGCUCAAUUCCAAACCCGAAGGAUCCUUCCAGUACUCGGCCAGCUACCACAGCAACCAGACCCUCGCCCUGGGCGAAACAGCAGCCGCCCAGCUCCCGGCCCGCAGCGGUCAGGCCAGAGGUGCCAUCCAGAGCUACAGCCAGCAGGGCCCGGGGGGCCGCGGCGCCCACCCGGGCGGUCCGGAGCCUCCGCCGCCGCCGUUGCCGCCCGCUGCCGCCGUCGCCGCCUCCGCCCCGCAAGCGCGGGAACCCUUCGCGCCCAGCCACGGCAGCGCCUUCCACCUGCCCGAACCCCAGCACGCCGCCGCGCUCUACUACGCCAGCUCCACGCUGCCGGCGCAGCGGGUGAGCUCCCCGCUGCCCGCCCAGCCCGGCGGUUCCCCCACCACCAAGCUGCCGCGGGCCGGCUCCGCCGCCGAGGGAGCCGCCUACGCCGGCGCGCAGCGCCUCUCCUCCUCCCCGAAGCAGUCCCCCAGCCGCCUGGCCAAGUCCUACAGCACCAGCUCGCCCAUCAACAUCGUCGUCUCCUCGGCGGGGCUGUCGCCGUCCCCCAUCCGAGUGACCUCCCCGCCCGCCGCCCAGUCUAACCUUUCCUCCUCUCCUAUCCACCAGUUAAGCUCCACCAUCGGCACUUACGCCACCCUGUCGCCUACCAAGCGGCUGGUUCACGCUGCCGAGCAGUACAGCAAGCACUCCCAGGAGCUGUACGCCACCGCCACCCUGCAGAGACCCGGCUCCCUCGCAGCUGGGUCUCGGGCAUCUUACAGCAGCCAGCACAGCCACCUUGGCUCCGAGUUAAGGGCACUGCAGUCUCCAGAACACCAUAUAGAUCCUAUUUACGAAGACAGAGUUUAUCAGAAGCCCCCUAUGAGGAGUCUCAGCCAGAGCCAGGGGGACCCUCUGCAACCAGCACACACAGGCACAUAUCGCACUAGUACAGACCUGGUUAACCAUUUCUGUGAACAGGUCCUCAAUUUUUUACUUUGUCCCUACUUUCCUGUCGUAGCCCCAUCUUCCCCUGGUGUCGACUCCGUACCCUUACAGCGCACAGGCAGUCAACACGGCACACAGAACGCAACAGCGACCUUCCAGAGGGCCAGCUAUGCGGCCGGCCCAGCCUCCAAUUACGCAGACCCCUACCGACAGCUGCAGUAUUGUCCUUCUGUUGAAUCACCAUACAGCAAAUCUGGGCCAGCCAUCCCACCUGAAGGGACCUUGGCUAGGUCACCUUCCAUUGAUAGCAUUCAGAAAGAUCCCAGAGAGUUCGGAUGGCGAGAUCCAGAGCUUCCAGAAGUUAUACAGAUGUUACAGCAUCAGUUUCCCUCAGUACAGUCCAAUGCUGCAGCCUACUUACAACACCUCUGUUUUGGAGACAAUAAAAUAAAAGCAGAGAUAAGAAGACAAGGCGGAAUACAAUUACUGGUGGACCUAUUGGACCAUCGGAUGACAGAAGUCCACCGUAGUGCCUGUGGAGCUUUGAGAAACUUGGUUUAUGGGAAGGCAAAUGAUGACAACAAAAUUGCUCUGAAAAACUGUGGUGGUAUCCCAGCAUUAGUACGGUUACUCCGCAAGACUACAGAUUUGGAAAUCAGAGAACUGGUCACAGGAGUUCUCUGGAAUCUAUCCUCCUGUGAUGCACUGAAAAUGCCAAUCAUCCAGGAUGCCCUCGCAGUGUUGACCAAUGCAGUGAUCAUCCCUCACUCUGGAUGGGAAAACUCUCCGCUCCAGGAUGAUCAUAAAAUACAACUGCAUUCAUCGCAGGUGCUGCGCAAUGCCACUGGGUGCCUAAGGAAUGUCAGCUCUGCUGGAGAGGAGGCCCGCAGAAGGAUGAGGGAGUGUGACGGCCUGACGGAUGCAUUGCUGUACGUGAUCCAGUCUGCUCUGGGGAGCAGUGAAAUUGAUAGUAAGACCGUUGAAAACUGUGUGUGCAUUUUGAGGAACCUCUCAUACAGGCUAGCUGCAGAAACAUCUCAGGGACAGCAGAUGGGAACAGAUGAACUUGAUGGAUUACUCUGUGGUGAUGCCAAUGGAAAAGACGCAGAGAGUUCAGGGUGCUGGGGGAAGAAGAAGAAGAAAAAGAAAUCACAGGAUCAGUGGGAUGGCGUAGGACCUCUCCCAGACUGUGCAGAACCACCCAAAGGAAUCCAGAUGCUGUGGCACCCUUCAAUAGUCAAACCCUACCUCACACUUCUUUCUGAGUGCUCAAAUCCAGACACGCUGGAGGGGGCAGCAGGGGCACUGCAGAACUUGGCUGCUGGGAGUUGGAAGUGGUCAGUGUACAUCCGUGCCGCUGUCCGCAAAGAAAAAGGAUUGCCAAUCCUGGUGGAGCUGCUUCGAAUAGACAAUGACCGGGUGGUAUGUGCAGUUGCUACAGCUUUACGAAACAUGGCCUUAGAUGUCAGAAAUAAGGAGUUAAUAGGCAAGUAUGCCAUGAGGGAUCUGGUCCACCGACUGCCAGGCGCUAACAACAGCAACAGCUCAGCAAGCAAGGCCAUGUCUGAUGACACCGUUACUGCCAUUUGCUGCACUCUGCAUGAAGUCAUCACUAAAAACAUGGAGAAUGCCAAGGCCUUACGAGACGCAGGCGGCAUUGAGAAACUGGUUGGCAUAUCUAAGAGUAAAGGAGACAAGCAUUCGCCAAAAGUGGUGAAAGCAGCAUCUCAGGUCCUCAAUAGUAUGUGGCAGUACAGAGACCUGAGAAGUCUCUACAAGAAGUGGGCGGCCCCAAGCUUCAGUGUGACUGAUGACAGAGGAUUUUCACCAACCCACCACUCUGGGUCAUGGCACGCUCAGCAUACGCUCUCCCAGAGCCAAGAAACCAGAAUCUAUUCCCCAACCCAGGACGGAUGGUCGCAGUAUCACUUUGUAGCCUCAUCUUCAACAAUAGAAAGGGAUCGGCAAAGACCGUACUCUUCAUCACGCACGCCCUCCAUCUCUCCCGUGCGCAUGUCUCCUAACAACCGCUCAGCAAGUGCCCCAGCCUCACCUCGGGAAAUGAUCAGCCUAAAAGAAAGAAAAACAGACUAUGAAUCAACUGGAACAAACGCCACUUACCAUGGAAAUAAGGGAGAACACACUUCUAGGAAAGACACCAUGACAGCUCAGAACACUGGAAUCUCAACUUUGUACAGGAAUUCGUAUGGUGCACCUGCUGAAGAUAUCAAACAUAACCAGGUUUCAACACAGCCAGUUCCACAGGAGCCCAGCAGAAAAGAUUAUGAACCAUAUCAGCCGUUUCAGAAUUCAACGAGAAACUACGAUGAGUCCUUCUUUGAGGACCAAGUGCAUCAUCGUCCACCUGCAAGCGAAUACAACAUGCACCUGGGACUAAAGUCAACUGGCAACUACGUCGACUUCUAUUCAGCUGCUCGUCCCUAUAGUGAACUUAACUAUGAAACAAGCCACUAUCCAGCCUCUCCCGACUCCUGGGUUUGAGACUUGGGCAGAUACAAAAGCUCCAGGAACUGUGCAUGUGCAUGCAUACCACAAGACAUUUUUUUUCCUGCAAAUUUAGUUUGUUAAAGCCUGUUCCAUAGGAAGGCCCAGAUAGCCAGUAUGGAAAAAAUUAAGAGAUUUUUUUAGAGGGCUAAAAGAUAUGAAAGCUAAACCUGGGAGUAAUUAGAAAGAAAUAUAUAUAUAUAUAUUUUACAGUGUGGGGCAACUUUACCGUUAGCCUGUAGAGUCUAAAGUUCGGUGCUGUAUGUUGAAUGUGGCUGAAGGAAGGAGGGAGAACAUGACAGUGGAUGUGGGUCAAGAGUUAAGCACAAGUAACUGAGCAGCGUACAUACUUUAUGGGGAACAGCUUCUCACACUUUGUUUAAUAUCCUCAUUCAUUGUGAAUCUAGGCUUCAAGUUGCAUUUGGGGUUUCCUCUGUACAGCAAGAUGUUUCUUGCCUUUUGUUAAUGCAUUGUUGUAAAGUAUUUGAUGUACAUUACAGAUAAAAAAAAAAAACAAGUGCAUUGUGUAUAUUACACCAAUGCCACAGUGUUUCUUCAUCUAUGGUUCUAAAUAUUGCUUCAAUUUCAAAUUUUGAAAGAUGUAUGAAUUUCCAGUUUUUUGUUUUCUUUUCCCCGGUGCGUUUUAACAAAAAAAAAAAAAUCAAAAAAAAUCAAAAAAACCCAAAAAGGAAUAUUUAGCAGUAUUGUUUGUUCUGAUAUGUGAAUUUGUUUGUGGCAACUAAAAAAAAAAAAGGCAUUCAGCAGUUUCUGACAAUUAACAUUCAUCAUUCCACACUCCUUGUCAACGAAGUGCUUUUUCACUGCCUAAAAUUUUAGAUGUAGAUAUUUGAAAUAGAUUUUUUUCAUUUAUACCAGUUUUCUUUAUGAUGAUACAGUGUUAAAAGAAAAUAAAUUACAAUUGAUCUGUCAUCCAUAUUUGCUAAGAAUGUCUAUUUCCAAGAACCUACCAUACAAAUACACAUUCUUACUUGUGUGUGUCCACGUAUGCAUAGUAUUCUGUGUGCGUGUGUGUGUUUGAGUGUGUGUGUUUGUGUGGCGUAAGACUUCUUUUCAUCCAAUGUUUUCCUUGUUCCAGCUUCAAUUUUUGUUUGAUUUUCAGUUUUUUUAAACAGUGGAAACUCCAGUAUGUGCUUUCUCUUACUCACUUUCUUAACCAUUGAUAGCAAUUCGAACUUGUUAGGCCACAUACUCACAAAGGAAGGGGUUAUCGGAUAUUUUUCACUGACUCCUUCACCCUUAGAUGCCAUUUUCUUUAAAAUAGCAUCUCUUGAUCUUCUCUCGAGGAAAUUUCAUUACUCUUCAGCCACCAACCAGCAAGUGCUCGAGGAAGGCAGAGUUUGAUCUUGCCAUCUCCCUGAGGGAAUGGAAAACAAAGACCCAACAGACUUAAGUCUGGAGUCUCCAAACUAUUCAGGCUACAGAAGGGUCCAACUCCUGAACCAUUAGGACAAUCAUUUAUUUUAACCCAUACCAAAAAGAAAACCCAACACCCCGAAUGCAUUCCUCAAAUGUGAAAGAUACUGACCAUUUCUGUGCAUUUAAAGUAAAACCCUAAAAAAUAAAAAAUGUAAGGGACAGAGAAUUUUUUUUAAUUAAAAUAAAAAAGAAAAAGGAAGGUAGGCUAGGAGGCCAGAAGAGCUGGCAUAUUCAUCUUAGCUCUUGGGAUUCUGGCAGUAAAAAAAAAAAGCAUUUAGCAUUUCUUUGAUUCAGGCAACAGUUCAGCGUACAGUUUUCACAGCCUAAGACCCACCACAAACGGAGUAGUUGUAAAUUGCUUAAAUGACAGUUAAGGAAUUUGUUUUAGGUUGCAAACAUUUCUGUGAUUAGUCAUUGUAAUAGUCUUAACAUCACCUGGCACACUUCUGGCUGUGCGCAGGGGGAGAAGUCUCUCGCAAGUCAUCGCCUGCUCUAUAGGAUGCAGCCCCAGUAGUUCAUGCAGGCGGGUAUUGUGACGUAGAAUUGGUUUAUUGGUAAUCUAGGACUAUAGUUUAAUCUUUUUGGCAGCUUUUCCCAGUGUACGAUAUGUAACCUUAUCUGCUCUUUGUAGUAAACGGGGAAAAAAAUCGCAUGCAAAAAAAUUUUUAAAAAAUGUAAGGAAGGGGGGGGGGAGGGGCACAGUGGGCCAGAUGUAUAGUGAGGUAGAUACAAAUAUUAUUCAUAGUUUUGGACACAAGUUGUUUAUAUUUUAUUUAUUACAUUGAUUUUAAUAAGAUAAGUGACAUUUGCAGUGCUCUUUUGAACAAAGCACCUUUUCAGUAUAAAAACUUUUUUUUAAUAAAGAAUGUCACUCGCAACUUGAAGUUCUUCUUGACUGCCUGAUAACCACCAGGCUGGUGCAGUUCUCCAGGCGCGGGAUUGCCAACAGGCCAAGGGGAUCCGUCAUUCUGUUUGAAGUUCUUAGGACAGGAGGUUAUUGUAAGUUGGAUUUAUUUCCGUUCUUCAAACUAAUGAAGUGCCCACGUUGCCCCCUUUCAGCUCUUAGGAAUUACUUGGAGUCAAAUGUUGACCAUUGCUCAAGUGAGAGAUUCUGGAUCGAUGAAGUGGCAUAAAAUACCUUUUGUCUAUACUUUUGUGUUGUUUUGUUUCCAUUCUUCUGUAGUGGCAAGUGCUCCGACUGGUAACGUUCACUCUUGCUGUACUGAGUUUUGAGAAGGUGUUGAAUUACCCGGCUUCCUUUCCAGGCUUGGAAAUCCAACACUGCUGCCAUACCGAGCAAGAUAUAUAUGAUGCAUUCUUUUUAAUAUUGAGGAAAUUAUCAUUACCUAUUGCUGUUCCCUUCAUUCUUGUACUAGAUCACACACAGAAAUAGAGAAGAAACAAAAAACUGUUCCAAAAAAAAAUGUAUAAAAUGCAAUUGAUGUACUGUAAAAUGUCGGAUUUUUUUUUUUUAACAAGCUUCGUAUUAGAAUCUUGUUCAGCUGUGUAGAGCUAUAUAAAUCUCACUGUUUUAUUAAAUGCUGUUUAUGGUCUGGAAGGAAUGGUUAACCUAUCUCAAGAUUAACAAAUUUGCACUAACAUGAGCAAUAUUGAUUUGAAAAAAGAAUGAAUUCACUAUUUAAAAGAUAAACUAUGAUUUUAAAGGUAUAUUAACACUGAAAGUACAUUUUGACAAAUAACAUAUUUAAGCCCAAAAUAUAAAUGGUUAUGUCAGAUAACACAAAAGAACUAUAACAAUAUAGAUUGAGAUAAAAAAAAAAUGUGUUUCACUGUACAUGUUGCUAACAUGUACAAAGACAAACUCAUAUUGACAUAUUUUCUAUUAAUAAAUCCUACUGUAUUGUGGAGAA
Harpia harpyja (harpy eagle) is the source of this 7652-nucleotide messenger RNA. RefSeq names its product catenin delta 2 (gene CTNND2). The record is from RefSeq and is a predicted model, not a curated record. Lineage: Eukaryota; Metazoa; Chordata; Aves; Accipitriformes; Accipitridae. Bases 442 to 4341 code for a protein of 1299 amino acids. Gene Ontology annotation, biological process: cell-cell adhesion; dendritic spine morphogenesis; cell-cell junction assembly. The transcript is spliced from 23 exons. Gene Ontology annotation, cellular component: nucleus; adherens junction; postsynaptic density. Gene Ontology annotation, molecular function: cadherin binding.